Rhipicephalus sanguineus (brown dog tick) is the source of this 1130-nucleotide messenger RNA. RefSeq lists its product as uncharacterized. The coding region runs from base 23 to 385 and encodes 120 amino acids. The record is from RefSeq and is a predicted model, not a curated record. The transcript has 3 exons. Lineage: Eukaryota; Metazoa; Arthropoda; Arachnida; Ixodida; Ixodidae.
AGUGGUGACCGCUGCAGGGAAAAUGGCCGGAGGAGACGACGUGAAAGCGUGCAAAGCCAACACCGAAUUGGUUCCUCUCAAGAUCGUGCUCUUCCUCUGGUACGGGGGUCGCAGCACGGGCAGCCUGGUGGGUGGCACCGCCAUGUACUUUCUGGGUGCCGAGACUGCCUUCCGCAUCAUGGGCGGUGUUGCCGCGCUGGCCUCAGCUUCGUACGGCUGCUUUUGCUGCUUCCAGCGCACCGCUACGCGCGCAGCCGAGAGGCAUCCGCCAGCAAACGCCGACAAAGCAUCUUCACCGGUCGCUUCAGCCAGUGCAUCGGCAAGCAACGAGGACGACAAGGCCAGUGCACAAGAUGAAGGGCGGGUGGAACCCGAAGGCUCGUAACAAGGAUUCUCUAGACAAUGCGCCGUCUGCUCUCAAGUCCUUCCCGCCAGUCAGAAGGACAACUGGAAAGUCAGUGUGCCAUCAAGAUGGCAAAAACUUUGCCUUCUGUAGAGGCAGUGUCUCAUGGGAUCCCAUCGGCAGUAGUUCAUGUGCAAGACUCCCUGACGCUCUUGCUCCUUAUGACGCUUCGAUUGACCAUGGACUGUCACUGAGAUUUCCGGCGAGAGUAGGUUUCCUUGAUGGCAAGUGCUUGGAGGUGCCUUUCAGCCAAGCCUGUGUCGCGCCGCGUUUCGUCAGUCACUGUUCUGGUGCAGACACGCAGGACUUGCAGCAUCCGUUGUGGUCAGGGAAAGAAUAAGCUGACGGCGUGGCUUUGAUAAGCGUAUACUCCCGAUUAUGAACUUCGCGCUCCGUUCGACGAAGGAAGGGUCGUGUUUUUGUUGUUCAGCAUCUUCUGAUAGUUCGUUGCUCCUUGGAGAGAUAUCAAAUGAAGUGCACUGAACUACUCUACAAUAAUGCGCCGCACUGCCGAGCAUCUUGUAUAUCGUUGCACCGUGCAACAGGGUGCGGCGGUCUGAAGACGGACUCUCUUGCUGACAUGGCAGCGACCACGUGCAGGACCGAUGUGACCAAAGAUGCAUGUGUCGAUAUGUGGGUUAACACACUCUCUGCGAACAGCUUGUGAUAAUGGCAUUUCAAUUACGUUCAAGCGUACGAGGCAUACCCAGUAAACGAGGACUUGUUU